Molecule: messenger RNA, 1074 nt
Organism: Morchella sextelata
Lineage: Eukaryota; Fungi; Ascomycota; Pezizomycetes; Pezizales; Morchellaceae
Exons: 1
Coding region: 1-1074 (357 amino acids)
Source: RefSeq, a predicted model, not a curated record
AUGUCAAUAUCAAUUUAUCCUCCCACCUCGAAAAUGAUCUCUCUAGAUUCCCUAGCCACAGAGCUCCUAGUCCAAAUCGUCGACUACAUCUCCCCCCUUGGUGACCUCAACUCCGACUCUGACUUCCCCACGCUCAAGAACCUCAGCCUCACCUGCCACCGCCUGCACUCCAUCUGCUUCCACCCCCUCUUCGCCUCCAUCCGCCUCGAGCUAGAAUACAGCACCUCCACCACCACCAUCACCCGCCUGCGCGACUUCGUGCGCACCCACCAGCUCCAGCCAACAAUCACCCACGUGACCAUCAACUUCGAGCACAACUGGAACGAGUCCAAGAACGGCCUCGAGCUCAAAAAGCUCCUUUGGGAGCUGCGCGCCUCGUCCCUAACGCUCUCGCUGCCGCGCCCCGCGUCCUCCGUCCGCGAGAAGUGCGCAAAGUGGAGCUACAACCUCGACACGCUGCAGGCGCUGAAGGUGAGCCUGCUGGACGACGACAACGAGCUCAAGAUGCUGCUGCUGCGCGUGUGCCCCGUGCGCCUGCUGGUGGUGGAGGAUGGCUGCUUCCGCCUAAUGUAUGAGAGCGACGAUGCGCACUUCCACCACAGCCCGACGCAGUGCCCGGGGGUGGCGCUCAUGAAGCCGGGGAUAUUUCCGAACCUGGCGAGGGUGGUGUAUUCGGCGGCGUGGCCGAGUUAUCAUCGGUUUGAUAAUUUCUUGGGGUUUGUGUGCCGGUUGCCGGUGCUGCGGGAGUUGGGGAUCACGUUGAUGGGGGGGCAGGAUGAGGGGCUGAACCUGGGGAGGGAAGGGUAUAGGUGGAGUGGGGAUUCGGUGAGGUAUAGAGAGAUCGUGGCGGAGUACGCGUUAUUGACGAGGAAGGUGGAGCGCAGUAUGGAGGGGUUGAGGGUGAUACGGAUCGGGGAUAUCAUGAUACCAUGGAAAGAGGUUGUGGGGGCGCCAAUGGGAUGGAGAGAGGAUGUGAGUGGGCAGAAGGGGGAUCUCGGCGGGGAUUGGAACGGGGUCGGGGUCUGGAGGAAGAUGCCCCCGAUCAAGAUAGAGACAGUGGGAGGGAACUCCUAA